This is a messenger RNA of Fusarium keratoplasticum, 672 nucleotides long. RefSeq lists its product as uncharacterized. NCBI's taxonomy places the organism in Eukaryota, Fungi, Ascomycota, Sordariomycetes, Hypocreales, Nectriaceae. Gene Ontology annotation, cellular component: mitochondrion; cytoplasm. The coding region runs from base 1 to 672 and encodes 223 amino acids. The record is from RefSeq and is a predicted model, not a curated record. Gene Ontology annotation, biological process: glutathione metabolic process; L-phenylalanine catabolic process. Gene Ontology annotation, molecular function: maleylacetoacetate isomerase activity; glutathione transferase activity. The transcript has a single exon.
AUGUCCGACUUUGAUUAUACCCUUUACUCUUACUUCAGGUCUUCCUGUUCUGCACGUCUUCGAAUCGCCCUGAAUAUCAAGUCGAUCAAAUAUGACAUGGUCUACGUCAAUCUCCUCAAAAACGAACAGCUGUCAGAUGAGCACAAAGCUCUCAACCCCUCCGCCUCGGUGCCCGUUCUCAUCAACAAGGCGUCAAAAGGCACUCCAUUCAAGGUUGGCCAGUCGGUGGCUGCUCUAGAGUAUCUAGAGGAGAAGCAUCCUCACGUCCCAAUGCUUCCGCCAACUUCUGACCCUGAGGCUCGAGCCAUGGUGCGCACACUCGUCGACAUCGUCUGUGUAGACAUUCAACCACCUACAAACCUCCGUAUCAUGCGUCGAGUCAGGGAACUUGGAGGCAGUGCCGAGGACUGGAACCUCCAGCUUAUGACGCAGGGGAUGGCAGCUUACGAGAACGUGGCAGCGGGAACAGCGGGCAAGUAUUCUUUUGGGGACGAGGUUACUCUGGCGGAUGCUUGCCUCAUCCCAGCUAUUUGGAACGCUCAGAGGUUUGGUGUUGACUUGAAGGCUUUCCCUACGAUCAGCAAGAUUGUGGAGAAUUUGAAGGAUCAUCCUGCUGUCGUCAAGGCGCAUUGGCAAAACCAACCAGAUACACCGGAGAAUUUGAGAGGGUAG